Molecule: messenger RNA, 1899 nt
Organism: Aspergillus sclerotioniger CBS 115572
Lineage: Eukaryota; Fungi; Ascomycota; Eurotiomycetes; Eurotiales; Aspergillaceae
Product: fatty acid desaturase
Exons: 3
Coding region: 475-1746 (423 amino acids)
Biological process (GO): lipid metabolic process
Source: RefSeq, a predicted model, not a curated record
CUCGGAUCUGGAGACUGCAAGAUACCUGAGCGACCGAUCAAGUAUCGUUACACAUUCCAGCCGAGAGAGCCGACAGAACAAAAAAUCUGACAGGUAGCGAGAUCCCUGGAUUCCCGGGCUCAUCAUGAUGCUGAUCGGCCCACCCCACCAAAAGUCUCUGCGAGUCUGUACCGCCAGGUCGUCGGAAGAAACAGCCACCCAACAAUUACUACCUAUAUCGACAACACUAAGCUAUCUUGCGUCCGGUCAAGUGUAAGCAUGGCCUGAUAGAUCUCCAGCCGUUGCGGUAAAUCCGGAUGCAUUAGACCUCGACGGGUCGCAAGUUGCAGCUGAAGUGGACACCUCGACUGUCAGCGUGGUCCCACCCCCUUUUCUCCGGGUUUGUUAAAGCUUGUUCCAUUGUCACCUCCAACAGGAUUUUUGGGCCAGAACCUCAUUCGUUUGCCGCCAACCUCUUCGUUCCUCUCUUUCACCAUGGUGGACCCCGCCACUUAUAUCAACCCGUACCUGACAGCGCCCGAUCGGCUGGUCCUCGAUGAGUUGCUCAAGGAUAGCCAGGCACCCCCCAAAAAGAGGAGAUCAGCGGUUGAAACACAUGCGGACUCAGAUGCCGACGCGACCGUCAGCAAACUGGAGGCCUUCAAUGACCCCCAGCAUGCCGACUUUGUCCCCACGGUCUGGUUCUUCUGGGAUUUGAAAGAUGUCAAGCUUCAUCCUCUUCUGGAUAAAUGGGUGCUGCAACCCUAUAUCAAGACCGCACGUUCCAUCGUCCGUGUGGACACCGACGUGGUCAUGCUCACGCAUCUCCUGCUCUACUUCGCAACCUCUAUCCCAAGUGCUAUCUAUCUCUUCUGCAACUUCCAUUGGGUGCAUGGCGUCCUUCAUUGGCUCAUGCAAUCCUGGUACGUAGGAACCUACACCCUGAUGAUGCACCAGCACAUCCAUAUGGGUGGGAUUCUGAAGAAGCGCUUCUGGUGGUUGUUCGAUCUGCUGUUCCCCUACAUCACGGACCCGCUGAUGGGGCACACUUGGAACUCUUAUUACUACCACCAUGUCAAGCACCACCACGUCGAAGGCAACGGACCUGAAGAUCUCUCCUCGACCAUUCGGUAUCAGCGUGACAGCUUGGCCGACUUUGCCUGCUACGUCGGCCGCUUCUAUCUCUUCAUCUGGCUGGAACUGCCCACCUACUUCCUGCGCAAGGGCAAGGUCUACUUCGCCCUCAAGGCCGCAUUCUGGGAGAUCGGCAGCUACCUGAUGAUGUACCUGAUGUGGAACUACGUCAGCUGGAGGGCCACGCUGUUUGUCUUUGUUCUUCCAUUCCUGCAGCUACGCGUGGGUCUCAUGGUGGGCAACUGGGGACAACAUGCAUUUGUCGAUGAGACAGAUCCCAACUCGGACUUUCGGUCGAGUAUUACUUUGAUUGACGUAGCAAGCAACCGCUUCUGCUACAACGACGGCUACCACACCUCCCACCACCUGAACCCCCGCCGCCACUGGCGCGACCACCCCGUGGCCUUCCUCCGCCAAAAGGACCGCUACGCCGCCGAGCACGCGCUGGUCUUCCGCAAUAUUGACUACAUUAUGAUCACAGUAUGCCUGAUGUGCAAGAACUACCGGUACCUGGCCAAGUGUCUGGUCCCGAUGGGCGACCAGAUCGGGAUGACGCACGAUGAGCUGGCGGAGAUGUUGCGUCGGAAGACCCGACGGUUCAGCGAGGAGGAGAUCAAGCGGAAGUUCAGCUAAUGGUCGAGUCUCCAUGGAUAUUAUAUUGCUUGCUGAUGUACCGCCACUGAACAAUGUGGCAGCCAUCAUAAAGAUAUCCUGUAUAUAAAUGCGCGCAUGUUAUAGACAGACAGACCGGCGCUGUUGCAUAUACGCUUUAAUCUAUUGCUCUCA